Adineta ricciae is the source of this 840-nucleotide messenger RNA. NCBI's taxonomy places the organism in Eukaryota, Metazoa, Rotifera, Eurotatoria, Adinetida, Adinetidae. The record is from the annotation of a GenBank genome assembly.
AUGAAUCAAUUAGAGGGUCGAAAGUUGAAAAUCUCCGUCGUUACACCAAGCCACAAUCGAGUCGAGUAUCUAAAAGUGGCCGUUAUGUCUGUUCAAGUAAACGUACUUGCACCAUUGGAUAUUGAAUUCGAACAUAUCAUUCAUGAUUGCGGCUCAACAGAUGGAACAAAAGAAUAUUUUAUUGGUAAUUUACCACCAGAACGUAUUUUCCACAUCAAAGAUCAAGGAGAUAACAAGGAAUCAACAAAAGACCGCCAAUGGAUUCAAGCAACAAAAGAUCUGCGCAAAGAUGUGCCACCUAGUCAGGCACGAAAUAUAUGUAUUCAGAAAGCAAGCGGGCAAUUCAUUUGCGUUUUAGAUGACGAUGAUGUUUUUCUUCAACGUACAAUUCACAAUUUCGCUUCGGCCAUUCUUUUAAACCCAACAAAGAAAUUUUUCACAUCGGACUUUUUACGCGUCAAUGAACAUUUACAAUACAUGCCAAAGGAAGACUAUUAUGGAUGGAUUUAUUCAUCACCACACGAAAUGUUACAAGCCAUUUUCGACAGUUGUCAUUUUAUUCAAGGCAAUGUAUGCUUUAGUAAAAAGCUGUACGAUGAAGUAGGCGGAUAUGAUGAAUCCGUUGGUAUGGCUGAAGAUUUAGAUCUUUAUGUACGUUUUCUUAUCCAUGGGCAUUUGAAUGUUUAUCUGCCAAUGAUCUCGCAUUUACAUCGUAUGCAUACAGCAAAUUUCUCAAUUGGAUGUGAUCGAAAUAAGCAUUAUUCUGAUUUGAAAGAUAUUUAUCGACGAAAUGAAAACACGCUGAAGGGCAUGGGUAUUCAAUUACGAUUGAGUGAAUGA